Messenger RNA from Fraxinus pennsylvanica, 1350 nucleotides. NCBI's taxonomy places the organism in Eukaryota, Viridiplantae, Streptophyta, Magnoliopsida, Lamiales, Oleaceae. The record is from the annotation of a GenBank genome assembly.
AUGUCAAUUAUCUGUGGCGUUCCCAUCCUCGAGUGUGUGUACUGUCUGGCUUGUGCUCGGUGGGCAUGGAAAAGGUGUCUCCACAGUGCAGGCCACGAUAGUGAGACAUGGGGAUUCGCUACACCUGAAGAAUUUGAACCUGUUCCCAGGCUAUGCCGUUACAUACUGGCUGUCUACGAGGAUGAUCUCAGACACCCUCUUUGGGAGCCUCCUGAUGGUUAUGGAAUUAAUGCCGAUUGGAUAAUUAUAAAAAGAAGUUACAAGGAUACAAACGGAAGAGCCCCCCCUUAUUUAUUGUACGUUGAUCAUGACAAUGCCGACAUUGUUCUUGCUAUUAGAGGCCUUAAUCUGGCAAAGGAGAGUGAUUACGCAGUUUUACUUGAUAAUAAGCUGGGGAAAAGGAAAUUCGAUGGGGGUUAUGUUCACAAUGGGCUGUUAAAUGCAGCAGGCUGUGUUUUGAAUGCAGAAUGUGAUGAUUUGAAGGAAUUGGUGGAGAAAUAUCCAAAUUAUACAGUGACUUUUACAGGACAUUCCCUAGGGUCGGGCGUGGCUGCAUUAUUGACAAUGGUGGUUCUUCAGAAUCGUGAUAAACUGGCUAACAUUGAUAGGAAGAGGAUCAGGUGUUAUGCUAUUGCACCUGCCAGAUGCAUGUCACUCAAUUUGGCUGUAAGAUAUGCUGAUGUCAUCAGCUCUAUUGUUCUUCAGGACGAUUUCUUGCCUCGUACAGCGACCCCUUUAGAAGACAUCUUCAAGUCGCUUUUCUGUUUGCCUUGCUUAUUAUGUUUAAGAUGCAUGAGAGAUACAUGCAUACGAGAGGAGAAAAUGCUAAAAGAUCCAAGGAGGCUGUAUGCACCAGGUCGCCUCUAUCACAUUGUUGAGCGUAAACCUUUCAGAUGUGGAAGAUUUCCACCAGUUGUGAGGACGGCAGUGCCUGUCGAUGGCAGAUUUGAACAUAUAGUAUUGUCUUGCAAUGCCACUUCUGAUCAUGCCAUCAUUUGUAUAGAGAGAGAAGCACGAAGGGCUCUCGAAUUGAUGCUCGAGAAAGAUCAUAGCAUGGAGAUUCCACCAAAACAGAGGAUGGAGCGGCAGGAAACUUUAACCAGGGAGCAUGGCGAGGAGUACAAUGCAGCUUUGCAAAGGGCAGUUACACUGGCAGUUCCUCACGCCUUUUCGCCUUCUCAAUAUGGAACCUUCGCUGAAAAUGAAGAUCCUGAAAAUUCAACAGGUUCUUCUACAGGGUCACCGAUGAAAAGCAAGACUCGGGAUAACUGGGAUGAACUGAUUGAGCGUCUUUUUGAUAAGGACGAGUCUGGUCACAUUACGCUGAAAAAGCCCCUCACAGCCAAAUGA